Molecule: messenger RNA, 867 nt
Organism: Calliphora vicina (urban bluebottle blowfly)
Lineage: Eukaryota; Metazoa; Arthropoda; Insecta; Diptera; Calliphoridae
Exons: 1
Coding region: 106-777 (223 amino acids)
Source: RefSeq, a predicted model, not a curated record
UUAUUUCCAUAAUAAAAAUAUAAAAUAAAAUUUUCAAUUUGUAUCUUUGACAAAACCAAAUUUUUACAUAAGAAAAUCCAAAAAAGUGUUACAUCUUUCACAAUAAUGGCGUCUUCUUGUGCUGUAGCCAUAGCAGCCUUUUUACAAAUUGUGCUACGUAUUUCCUUCUUCAUUGAGCAGAGCAGUGAUGUGUGCUCGACAGCACCGACAUUGGCAAGUUGGAUAUUUUUAGUUGCCUUUUUAGAUAUACUUCUGGACAUUUGUAUCUACCCAGUGCGCUACAUGCAUUUGCCAUAUAUUUGUCAAAUUGUGGCUGAAACUAUAGUAACAAUACUUUUAACAGAGUUUGGUUUAUUGAUGGUGUGGUGUACCAUAGAGAAAAUUUGUUGUAAAUUGUGCAAAUCACUGUUGCUGGUAAUCGGUGUAACACCUCGAUUUUACUAUAACUGGGAGAAUUACAUAUUGGGUACGGUUACUACCUGCUUGAGUUUGGUCAUACUGUUGUUUGUCGGCCAGGCAACAGAUAAUUUUCAUUUUAUGCGUAAACGGUCUAUGCGUAUGUGUCGAAAGGUUAAUUCAUAUGCAAAAGGAACUUGGACCAAAUUACGUUCAUUGAUGGCGGCUAAUAAAUGUGCUAAUAGCGAUGUUUUCGAAGAAUCUGGUGCAGUGGACUGUUGUGAUAUGAAUACAGAUAUAAUAUAUCAAGCAAGGCGUAGCAACAACAACAGACGUAAUCGUAGCAAGAGUCGUACAAGUCGUAGUCGUAACCGUAGAUAAUGUUAGCUUGAAGUGUUACUUAAAAUAUUAAAUAAAUCUGUGGUAUGAAUUUAAUUUUAAUUAAAAUUAUGUGAAUAAAAAAUUAAAUUU